Messenger RNA from Prosopis cineraria, 1677 nucleotides. RefSeq lists its product as uncharacterized. The transcript is spliced from 7 exons. The record is from RefSeq and is a predicted model, not a curated record. Lineage: Eukaryota; Viridiplantae; Streptophyta; Magnoliopsida; Fabales; Fabaceae. The coding region runs from base 327 to 1424 and encodes 365 amino acids. Gene Ontology annotation, molecular function: oxidoreductase activity.
GUCCUCCAGUCCUGCAGGAUCAGGUUCUCUUACCAGCAUCCUGCAAAGCCCAACGGAAACGGCGCCAUCAACUCUGAUUUUCUGGACAUUUAAACGCAACGUAACGAAACCAUCUCUCUAGGUUCACACACUCUCUCUCUUCGAGUCUUCGUUUUAUUUUUGUGUGCGGACUAAAACACAGACACGUUCCCCCUUGUCUCUCUCUUUCUCAAUCUCUCGCAUGAUGUACACGUGACAUGACUGAGCCAAAGCCCUACACGAGAGACCACUAUUUCUCAUUCUAAUGCUCUGAAUUUGACAUUUGGAUCCCAAGAGUGGCAACAAUUAUGGAGAUGAUGCGAAUUUCAAUUCAUCGCCGAUUGCUCUGUUCAGUUUACAAGGUCGUCUUGAGGUCCUACGUUAACAGCUGUCGAGCCGUGCUUUUGCCGCGGUUCGGCGGUCCUGAGGUGCUUCAGGUUCACUCCGAUGUCCCUGUCCCUGAUCUCAAACCCAAUGAGGUCCUCGUCCGCUCUCGAGCUGUCUCUAUCAAUCCCUUAGAUACUCGAAUGCGAUCAGGUUAUGGACGAUCUAUCUUUGAACCACUUUUACCAAUCAUUUUGGGUCGUGAUGUCAGUGGUGAAGUUGCAGCUAUUGGAGCUUCAGUGCGAUCAUUGGUUGUAGGACAAGAGGUUUUUGGUGCAUUGCAUCCAACAGCCAUAAGGGGAACCUACACUGACUAUGCAAUUCUCCCGGAGAAUGAGGUUACAGCAAAACCAAGUUCUCUUUCACACGUGGAAGCAAGUGCCAUUCCGUUUGCUGCAUUGACAGCUUGGCGUGCUCUUAAAAGUACUGCCAGGAUAAGUGAAGGACAAAGGAUAUUAGUGGUGGGUGGUGGAGGAGCAGUUGGGUUUUCUGCAAUUCAGCUUGCAGUUGCUGCUGGUUGCCAUGUUGCAACUACUUGUGGACGUGAAAGUGUUGAUCGAAUGCUAAAAGCUGGUGCUGAGCAGGCUGUGGACUAUGUUGCUGAGGUGGUGGAUGUUGAAUUGGCUAUAAGGGGCAAGUUUGAUGUUGUUUUGGAUACUAUUGGUGUACCAGAGACAGAAAGAUAUGGCAUAAACUUUCUGAAGAGAGGCGGGCACUACAUGACUCUUCAGGGUGAGGCAGCAUCAUUGGCAGAUAAUUAUGGAUUGGCUAUUGGGCUUCCUUUGGCUAAAGGUGCUGAGUUGAAAAAACAGAUUAAAUACCGAUACUCUCAUGGAAUAGAAUAUUCAUGGACAUAUAUGAGAGCGGACUUUGAAGGUUUAAUUGAGAUCCGGAAGCUAUGUGACGCUGGGAGGCUGAAGAUACCUGUGGAUAAAACUUUUCCCAUCACACAAGUGAAAGAUGCUCACGUGGCAAAAGACAAGAAGAUCAUUCCUGGUAAAGUAGUGUUAGAACUUAGUUGACGUCCUCAACAUCAUGAGCGUUGCUUCAAACCCGGAUCCUCCUCUUUUUUUCCCCCAUUCUUUUACUGUUCCCUUCCAAAAAAGUUGUUCAUUUUAUUUUAUUUUUUUGUUAAAUGGAUAGUGCCUUUUGGUCACGUGAUAGGGAAUAUCUUAUUAGUUUUUCCCGGUUCUGUCUGUAGGAUAGGAAGUGGAAGUUUUGUAAAUCUGAUUCAUAAUAUCCAAUCAUAAAUCUGUAUGUUGGUUGAGAAAGCUA